GCGGAGGGGGUCAACGAAAUGGCAGGGAGGGGAACGUCCAAUGGCCGGCAUGCAGGCACGUGCGGUUCUGGCUGCAGGUCAGGGCGGAAGACGACCUGCAACGGCGGUACGACCCAUCCAUGUACACCCAUCUAGAGUCGUGGAGGACGUCACUGCCCCCGCCGGACGAGGAGCCGGAGACGGAAGAACUUCCAACGUUGCCUCUCGCCAGCAGGUCGACGCAAUCGUUGUCGCAGACGGUGCGAGCAGGCGGGUCGGCUAGCAACGAAGGCGGCGAGUUCACCUCACUCCUGCACCAAGGCUUGGGAGACGACGACAACGGAGGACUUGAUCUCAGGUUCGGGUUGUGUUCUGGCGGCGCUAGGGAGGCGAGCCGUACGUUCAUCAUCAACGCUGAUCCUUCGCCACGUGGCCUUCAACAUGCUGGAAGACCCACUGUGGAGAACAUCACACGAGGAGUGUCGAACAUGCGGGCACAAAGCGAUGGCGGCAACAACGACGGCGAUGGCGGUGACCAUGCCGACGAAGGAUUGAGGGAGGACGUGGAAGCAGGGGACGACGAUGGCGACAUUCCUAUUCGGCCUUUGGGGAAGACGGGCGGGAGGGGGAAAGGAUGCAGCAGAGGUGUUGUUCGUGGUCUAUCCGUUGGCCGUGGCGGCAGAGGUGGCGUCAGCGACGACGGCGGGAAGUCUGCGACGUACUGGUCGCCGGAAGAGCAAAUGCUCCUGGUGAGAUGCAAGCGGGAGCAAGAGAUGCACCUCGUCGGGCUGGGUCACAAUUACGAGCGGAUGCGAACCAAGGAGUGGAAGUGGGAUGACAUUGCGAAGCGUAUGGCGAACGCGGGGAGGCCUAAAGACGUCGACGACUGCCUGAAGAAGUGGGACAAUCUCUUCCAAAACUACAAGAAGAUACAGAGGUUUCAGAAUGCCAGCAGCCAAACAGAUUUCUUCAGGCUAUCGAAUGAAGAAAGGAAGGAGCACAACUUCAAGUUCCAGAUGCAGAGGGUGCUCUGCCCAGGCGAGGAGCAGUUGGUGAGGAGUCUGUUGGUAGUGAGGCCGGUGGUGACGGCUGCUAGACGAGGACGUUCUUCUGCGAGGGACUCUGACAACAACGCAGGCAGUGGGGCUGGGGGCGGGAAGCGGAAGAAUGCGCGUCAACAAGUGUUGGAGUCGCUCGCUGAUGUCAUGGAUCGCCAUGGCAAACUGAUGUCGGCGACGAUCGAUUCGUCUAGCAAGCGGCAAUGCAGCAUAUUCACGAGGCAAUACGAUAUACUUGAGCAGGAAGUUGCAUUCCAAAAAGCGCACUAUGCAGCGUCCGAUGAGACGCAGAGGAUGAUGUGCCACGCGCUUAUGGAGAUCGUUGCCGCCAUCCGUGGUCGGUCGCCGAUCAUGUCUACGCGAGGGAGCGCCCGUGGUAAGAAGCGCGACGACGUCCCUGACGAGAGCCAAGGGCAGGGAAGAGGUCGACGACAUGUCCCGAAGGCGAAGACGGCACGUUUGGAUGAUGCGUCAGCAAGUGUGCCUCCUCGUCGAGCGCAAGGUUGGGCGGCAUCAGCGGAAGGGGACUACGACAACGACUCCACGAGGGAGGAAGAGCAGGCAGAGGUGACCGCGUCUGCAGUACAGGAGAGCGCUCGGCAACGCUCUCCUGAUCAAACCGCUUCGAAAAGGAUGCUCACCCCUCCGCCCGAGGCGCAGCAACUGCGUGCCCGCGACACGCGGACAGAGAAGGUUGUCGUCGUCGAUCUGGGCGGUGAUGAUGAUGAGCCCUUGGAGAAACGUCGCCUGCGCACUCUUGCACAAGGCACCGCAGCGCAGGCGACGACGGCACACGUUGCGGUAGACGAAAGGCGACUUGCGGUUAGGGGCAAGCCGGCAGGUGCUGCGGGUGCGGGUGCUUCAGGCGUUGUGGCCCCCGUUGGAACAGCGAGAGAGGAGGCAGCAGUUGUGGCGAUGGCGAGAGAGGAGGCGCGUGGCGAGAACAAAAUUGAUCGGGACGGCGGCAAGCCUGGUUCAAGUUGGACGACGGGGGAGGGGCGAAGACUAUACAACAUCGUCCACGAAAUGAGAGAGUACUUUGUCGCCAUCGCUAGCGGCCUUCCAGUGCCUGUCGUCCUUCGGAGCGUCGUCCUGCCCAAAUCCAGCACGAAGGAAGCCAGGAUCACCGACCCAUCACAGUUGCAGCAAGCAAUCUCCCGUGCGGCGGCAGUGGAGAACAUUGCUCUGUGCAUCUUGCACGGCUGCGUAUUCAAGUCCGGGAACCGCCCAAGGGGAUACAAUCUGGCUUUCCAGUACUCGCUCGAGUCCGUAGCGACGGCCAUUGCGUGUGCGAUGUGGUAUGGCGAGGAGUGGUGCAACGUCGUCAGUGGGGUGGUAUGCGCGCAUACGAUAAAUCUGUCCAUGGACUUGCCACCAUGGUUCGCCGACACCAACAUCGAGGACAAACCUGAGGACAACGACAUGGCGGCGUACCAGGAGUCCACCAUCAUCUGCAUCGUGCAUGCAUUCCGCGCGGCGGUGCAAAUGGGUGCGCACAUCGACGACGACUUCAUCUCGUACGACCGUCUCUGUCGGGUGGUUGACUGCUUCAGGCUUUUGUUUGCGGCAUGCAUGUGGAUAAUGCGUAUGGCGGGGGACGAUCCGUGCAGCCACUACGAAGCUUUCUACUUCGCGAACCUGGUGGCGAAGCCCACACUCGUCGCGUCCAUGCAUCGGUCCUUCGAUCAUCGACGAUCCGUCAUCCGCGCCGCAAAAAUCAUCACGGAGAGGCUCGGGAAGGCGAACGCUACAUUUGGAGAGUACCCCGACUACAUCCCUGGAUGGGCACCCUGCGGCAUUGGUUUCCGGCGUAACAUGAGCAUAACGGGGCUGGAGGAUGCGAAGAAGCUAGAUUGGUUGGGUUCGGGGGCCCCCGCUGAUGACAACAACGACGAUGGAAAAGAUGACGCGUAGGGGGUGGGGGGAGUGGGGGCGGCGCUUGUGUGAACGAGGGUGCAUGUACACGUGGCUGGUUGUGAUGGGCUUCAAUGUGGUUGAAACG
This is a messenger RNA of Chara braunii, 3039 nucleotides long. The record is from the annotation of a GenBank genome assembly. Lineage: Eukaryota; Viridiplantae; Streptophyta; Charophyceae; Charales; Characeae.